Messenger RNA from Amphimedon queenslandica, 1667 nucleotides. RefSeq lists its product as uncharacterized. The record is from RefSeq and is a predicted model, not a curated record. Lineage: Eukaryota; Metazoa; Porifera; Demospongiae; Haplosclerida; Niphatidae. The transcript is spliced from 2 exons. Gene Ontology annotation, molecular function: RNA nuclease activity; metal ion binding. The coding region runs from base 146 to 1618 and encodes 490 amino acids.
GGAGGUGCAUUUGGACCCAGAAGAACAAAACAAGCUUGAAAGUUGAAACAAACAAACCACACGUACAAUGCCACGCCCUGCUGGAUCUUCUAUAACCACGUGUAUGACAGUGACUUCUUCAAUCUUCUUGUAGUGGUUUGCAGUUAUGGCAACUUUCUACGAUCCUUCUUCUCAUUGUGCGGACUGUAAUGAAAGCAACGUUCAAUGGCCUUUGACUUGUUGGGUACAUUUCAUCUGCGACAAAUGUACUCUGAAACGCAUUCAGGAAGCACCUUCAAGUCAAUGUAGGCUCUGCCGUGACUUGGCAGAUACUGAUACUCUUGUAACGAAAAGAGAACAGAUCAAGGCCUUUUGGAUAUACGUAGAUGACUCAAACAUAUGGAUUGAAGCUAAAAAGCUUGCCAGCAAGAUGAGACGUUUCAAGACCAAGGAAGAUCACAUAGUUAGAAUAGAUUUUGGUAAACUAACAGAAGUGGUUGCUAAUGGUCGUCCUGUAGCUCAAGGGUUUUUGUAUGGUUCUGAGCCACCUCCAGUCGAUACAGUCUGGAAUAAAAUAAGGGAAGAAGGUUGGAAUGUUACUAAACAUAGAGGAAGCAGAAUCACUGGAAAGGAGAAGAAGAUGACUACACGGCAAUUAGUUGUUGACAUCACUGAAACGGUCUGCACAACCCCACCAAAAGAAAGAAGCACAUUCGUUAUAAUAACAGGAGAUGUAAAUGCUAUACCUGCCAUUAAUGUUGCUCUAGAGUACGAAUGGAACGUUGAAGUUGUUUUGUGGAAGCAUGAAACAUCAGCUAAACACAAAGAAAUGGAAAAGAAAUGGGAAAAGAGACUGAAGCUGCGAUAUUUAGACGAUUUCCUUGAGAAGGUAAUCUUUACCAAUCGAAAGUUUCAAAUUUCUGGCAACGAUCACCUAAUACCUGAUUUGAAACAGUCUGGCAUAGUCUUAAGGGUAGAUGACAAGAAAUUUCCUCGAUGGGUCCCAACUACUAAUUGGUUCAGGAAGGUUGAAGCUAUAGCUCAGUGGCCAUUUCAGUGUUACUGGGUUGAAAAAUCUAGCAGUACAGAAACCAAUGACCUUGUUCUCUUUUUUAAGCGAGAUGGAGAGAAAGUUUUUGACUUAACAGAAUUUAUGUCUAGGCUUGAUGACUGCUUGAAAGAUUUGUUUAUUGUCGACAAACCACAAACAUACUUAAGCUAUGAACAAUUGAUGAAGGAAAGUUACUCACUCAAUGAAGUUGGACGGUUCGAUUAUGGAGAAGCUGUUGACCCUGACCUCGAUCAAGUGUACACAAACAAUGAUGAAGGAGACGGUCCAUUUCAGCUGGUUAAAUACCAUCAUCGCCGUAAAAAGCGUUCCUAUCCCGAUUGCUGUCCAUACAAGUUUAAUUGCAAGUUUGGAAGGUCAUGCCAUUACAAACACUCAGAUAAAGAAAAGGCUUUCUUUCGAGAAAAUGAAGGGAAAGGGAGAGCAUUUCUAAAAGUGAAACCUUGCAAUUAUUUUCCGAACUGUGUUAAGAAAAGAGAGGAGUGCUUCUAUGCCCAUGGACAAGAUGAUGCUUGGUGCCUUAUUUGCUGUGACUAUAAAGGACAUUUCACUGAAAAUUGUCCUGAUUAAAAGAAACAUUAAAUAUAGUACAAACUUUUAGCUAAUCUUAUGAAUGUAG